CAACAGAGAAGCGAGCAGAACCCUCACGUUGACGCCGAUAGGAGAGUAGGAACAAUGCAACUGACAUGGAAGGACAUCCCAACUGUUCCAACGUCCAACGACAUGUUGGACAUUGUGCUCAAUAGAACGCAGAGAAAGACGCCGACGGUGAUCCGUCCGGGCUUCUCUAUCCAGAGAAUCAGGGCGUUUUAUAUGAGAAAGGUGAAGUUCACAGCUGAAGGGUUUGAGGAGAAGUUCGACGACAUCUUGAAAGGUUUUCCUAAGAUUGAUGAUGUGCAUCCUUUCCACAGGGAUCUGAUGGACACUUUGUACGAGAAGAACCACUACAAGGUGUCUCUUGCUGCUGUUUCCAGGGCCAGAACCUUGAUUGAACAGGUUUCAAGAGACUACAUCAGACUGCUGAAGUUUGGUCAGUCGCUCUUCCAGUGUAAGCAGCUGAAGAGAGCUGCGCUCGGUAGAAUGGCCACUAUCAUGAAGAAGCUCAAGGACCCAUUUGCGUACCUUGAACAGGUUAGACAGCAUCUGGGUCGUCUGCCAUCUAUCGACCCAAACACCAGAACUCUGUUGAUUUGCGGUUAUCCUAACGUCGGUAAGUCCUCUUUCCUUCGUUGUAUCACAAAGGCAGACGUCGAGGUGCAACCAUAUGCCUUCACAACCAAGUCUUUGUAUGUUGGUCACUUUGAUUACAAGUACUUGAGAUUCCAGGCCAUUGAUACGCCAGGUAUCUUGGAUAGACCUACAGAGGAGAUGAACAACAUUGAAAUGCAGUCCAUCUACGCUAUUGCACACUUGCGUUCAACUGUGCUUUACUUUAUGGAUAUCUCUGAACAGUGUGGUUUCUCCAUCGAAGCACAAGUCAAACUCUUCCAUUCCAUCAAGCCAUUGUUUGCCAACAAGUCUGUUCUUGUCGUGAUAAACAAGACCGAUAUCCUUAAGCCAGAGGACUUGGACCCAGAACGUCAAGAGUUGUUGAAGACAUUGACCACGGUUCCAGGCGUUGAAAUCAUGACUGCUUCUUGUCAUGAAGAGGACAAUGUCAUGCAGGUUAGAAACAAGGCCUGUGAGAAGCUGUUGGCCUCCAGAAUCGAGCAGAAGUUGAAGGGUACUGCCCGUGUCAACAACGUCUUGAACAAGAUCAACGUUGCAAGACCUGCUCCAAGAGAUGACCGUAAGAGAGAGGCAUUCAUCCCAGAAGGCGUCAAGAAUCUCAAGAAGUACGACUCAACUGACCCUAACAGAAGAAGAUUGGCCCGUGAUAUCGAAGAAGAGAACGGUGGUGCUGGUGUCUUCAACAUCAACUUGCACGACAAGUACUUGCUCGAGGAUGACGAGUGGAAGGAUGAUAAGAUGCCAGAGAUCUUGGAUGGUAAGAACGUUUACGACUUCUUGGAUCCAGAUAUCGCUGCUAAAUUGCAAGCACUCGAAGAGGAAGAGGAGCGUUUGGAACAAGAAGGUUUCUACGACAGUGACUCUGAAAUUGAAGACGAGGAGGCCGAGGACAUCCAUGAGAAGGCUCAAUGGAUUAGAGAGAAGCAACAGAUGAUGAUUAAUGCUGCCAGAAACAGAAAGGCCUUGAAGAACGGUGGUACCAUGCCUCGUUCAAAGAUGUCCAAGUCAUUCUCUGAGAUGGAGGCACACAUGGAGUCUCUUGGACACGAUAUGUCCACAUUGCAGUCCAAGAAGGCUGCCAAACUUGCUGAGAAGUACCAGGACACCGGUGCAGACGUUGUGUAUGGCGAAUCAGUUGGUCCAUCUUCCUCGAAGAAACAACCUGCUUACAAGUCUGACCGUUUGACAGACGGUGUUGCUGAUGGUGCACUUAGAUCUAAGGCUGAGAGAAUGGCCAAGAUGGAAAGACGUGAACGUAACAGAUAUGCCAGACAAGGUGAAUCUGACCAUCACAUUGGUAACAUCAUGCCAAAGCAUUUGUUUGCUGGUAAGCGUGGUGUCGGUAAGACUGAUCGUCGUUGAUCGAUAUGCUGUAUCUAAUACAUUUGGUUUCAUGAUGAUAACUUUCUUCUUCUCUUUGCAUUUUGACUUUCAAUAGGGGUUUCUGAAUAUUGUUCUGUACAUUAGUUAAUGGGUUUUAAUUUACAAACGUUCCAU
Williopsis jadinii is the source of this 2106-nucleotide messenger RNA. It is a transcript of the gene NOG1, whose product is annotated as putative GTPase NOG1. The transcript has a single exon. Gene Ontology annotation, cellular component: nucleolus. NCBI's taxonomy places the organism in Eukaryota, Fungi, Ascomycota, Saccharomycetes, Phaffomycetales, Wickerhamomycetaceae. The coding region runs from base 55 to 1971 and encodes 638 amino acids. The record is from RefSeq and is a predicted model, not a curated record. Gene Ontology annotation, molecular function: RNA binding; GTP binding; GTPase activity. Gene Ontology annotation, biological process: ribosomal large subunit biogenesis.